Orbicella faveolata is the source of this 1744-nucleotide messenger RNA. Its product is annotated as 4-hydroxybenzoate polyprenyltransferase, mitochondrial-like. Gene Ontology annotation, cellular component: mitochondrial inner membrane. Gene Ontology annotation, molecular function: 4-hydroxybenzoate polyprenyltransferase activity. The record is from RefSeq and is a predicted model, not a curated record. Gene Ontology annotation, biological process: ubiquinone biosynthetic process. Lineage: Eukaryota; Metazoa; Cnidaria; Anthozoa; Scleractinia; Merulinidae.
AAAGAUCAAGGCUACAGGUGAAUCAAAACUUGAUGACAGCCAUGCAAACCCCCAUUCACACUCUGAUGAUUGUCCUCUGUACCACCGACAGUUCUUAGAAUUGGAUUUGGUACAUCAAAAUUUCUCAAAUUAUUUAAAACAUUGUCAGGUGGCAAGGUAAUAGCAAUCCUCUCGGUCUGUUUCAGUUGGGCCAACCAGAAUAUUCUGGACCACCUCCAGAGGUGGCCCAUUUUAAUCGGUCUGACUUGUCUGACCGAAAUUUGCUGUUCUAUUUUGAAGAAUCAGUUUGUUCCCUUCAGUGGAUUUUCAGUUGUGUAGGGGAUUGAGGAAAGGAAUAGAAAAUGGCAAGAGCCAUGCCUUUCAGUUAGCCAUGUUCGACCGAAAAGUUCCGUUUUCCUUGGUCUGGCAUAAUGCAAAGCAUCCCUUGUGUCUUCCCAUAGUAAAUAUCUACUUUGAUCUUCUUUCUUUUAACACUGACAGUAUAAUUCUUGGAGCGGCAUCCCUUGGACUUGUAGUGACAUAUCCUCUGAUGAAAAGAAUCACUUACUGGCCUCAAGCCUUCCUUGGUAUGACAUUUAACUGGGGUGCCCUACUUGGCUAUGCUGCAGUGCAAGGGAGUUGUGAUUGGUCAGUUUGUCUGCCGCUAUAUUUUGCGGGAAUCAACUGGACACUUAUCUAUGACACUAUCUAUGCCCAUCAGGAUAAGGCAGACGAUGUCUUAAUCGGUGUCAAGUCCACAGCACUGCUUUUUGGGGAUCAAACAAAAUUUUGGCUGGCAGGAUUUGGUGCUCUAUUGUUGAGCAGCCUGGUUCUUGUUGGAAUAAACAGUGAUCAGACAUGGCCUUACUAUGUUGGACUGGGUUGUGUUGCUUGUCAUCUCGCAUGGCAGAUUAAAAAUGUCGAUCUCUCCAAGUCAUCUGACUGCUUGUCAAAAUUCAAGUCCAGCAAAUGGCUUGGAUUGAUUCUUUUUGCUAGUAUUGUUGGUGGAACACUUGUGAAGAAAUCCACAGACAGGGAAGAAACAGAAGAAACACAAAGCAAGACGAAGUUAUAAAUAAAUUAAAAAGUGGAUUGAAUUAUAUCUUUUGCAAGUAAUGUACUGUUGGUAUUGUACUGUUAGUAUUAUGUAGCAGCUGAUGUAUUUGAUUGUAAUGUCAAAAAAACAUUGUAAGUUAUGUAAUGUCUAGCAAUGUAAUGCGAGUAUUGUAGGUAGCCAACUGUUAGUGUUAUAAAACUAUUGCAAGUAAUGUACCGUCAGUAUUGUAUAGUAAGCAAUAUACAUUGCAUUGGAUUGUAAUGUUAUAAAAAAUGUACCGUAAAAAAAAGGUUUGUAAUUUUAACAAAUUGUAAAGUAUGUCAUAAUUCAGCUGCUUCGGGGGCUGCAAUCUGCUAUCUACUUCGGGGGCUGCAAUUACCUAUCUACUGGGAGCUUCAAAGAAAGUUUGUCAUCAUAUGGUUAGAAAGGGCAGAUGAGGCUUACUAAAAGCUCUAGUAAGAGCAAUUUGAGACAGUGAAAGACAUACCUUGGAACUUUUGAAUUUUGCAUUCAAAAAGACAAUCUUCUGUUGCAGUUAAGUAUAAACGUCGCAUUUCAUUAGUCUAUUAAUCUUUACUGAUAUUUUGAUGGUUUGUAUCUAUUUAUUUUGUUUUGUUUUGUAUAUUUACUCUUGUACCAAGUUUAUAUUUAUGUGUACCAAUGUAUUUGUUGUGCCUCUUUCCUGACUCUCACAUUUUUAAUUAUUAU